Impatiens glandulifera is the source of this 3736-nucleotide messenger RNA. RefSeq lists its product as uncharacterized. The transcript has 19 exons. The record is from RefSeq and is a predicted model, not a curated record. Lineage: Eukaryota; Viridiplantae; Streptophyta; Magnoliopsida; Ericales; Balsaminaceae. The coding region runs from base 322 to 3441 and encodes 1039 amino acids.
UUCUCGCUCUUCUACUGAUUAUGUGAAUCCCUUCAUUCGCCGUCGCUUCGAUUCCUCAAUUCUUCAAUAAAAUCUCCUUAAAACCCUAAUUUUCUUGGAAUCGCUUAGGCCCAAUUUCAUCUUAUCAUGUGGAAACCCUAGGUUUUUUUUUUCCUUAUCAAAUUCCGCUUCAUAGUUUGAUUAUAUACUUACCCAUUCCGACUAUAGGUGUUGUAGUCAGAGAAACAGGAACGCCGCAGCGAAUAUCGAUAACCCAUUUAGGGUUUGUGGGUUAUACUCUGCGGCUGUUCUAUAUCUGGAAGAUCUCUUACCCGGUUCUGCAUGCGAGCAGAGACAACCAUGAAGCGUGAGUUAGCUUUCGCAUUGCAAGUUCAAUCUCAGUUUGAUAGUCCUCUCGGUCGAACGCGAGGAACCCCUGUUGAGAAUGGAUCGGAAAGGGCGAAGGGGACAAGAAGAAGCAAUAGACUUAAUGGUUCUUCUGAAAACCGGCGGAAGAAACCUAAGCGUGUGAGUAUGACUCCUUCUCGGGAGAAGUCAGGGAAUGUUCGAUACAAUAAGGAAGUUCUCGCUUUGAGUAAUGGUGCUGCUGAUUAUGGGAAAAACAAAAGAUCUAAAGUUGCUAAUGAGGAGGACAUGGUAAGUGGGGUUGAAUCAAUUGAAACUGCCAAUCAGGAUCAAAUUGAAAGUGGGUCGAUGGAAACAACUACUCAGGAGGUGAUGGAAUGCACGACUGUGUUACCUCCUUCUGGGGAUGAGAUAAGAGGUGUGUAUGUUGAAGCUUCAGCAGGAGAAGGGCUGAGAGACAGUACUGAACAACCAAGAUCUCACCAAGGUAUAUUAGAUGAUAUUUUUGGGGAUGAGAUUAUAGGGGUGUCUGGUGAAGAAGGUUCAGCAACAGAGGAUCUGCUGGACACUACUGAACAAUCAAUAUUUCACCAAGGAAUAUCUGAAGAUAUUGUUGGGAAUGAGAUUAAAGAUGUUCCUGCCGAAGGUUUAGUGGAAGAAGGGCUAAGGGACGGUACUGAACUUCACCAAGAAAUAUCUGAAGAUAUUUCUGGAGAAGAGAUCAAAGGUCCAUCUGCUGAAGCAACCGCAGGAGAAGGUCUGCAGUGCUUAAUGAAUGGUGAGAAAGUUGAGGCCCAGAAUGCUGAUGCCCAGAAUGUUGUGGUAGUGAAGGCUCCAAAAAGGUUCACAAGAUCAGCUCUGAAGCAGAAGGUGGAGCAGCUGGAUGUGGGAUUGGUUUCUGUGCCAAUAGCCAUUGAUUAUGCACUGGAUGGUGCAGUGGAUGGUGUUAUAAAGGUUAACAGAAAGGAGGAUGUUGCAUUAGGGGAGGGUCUAUUGACAAAGAUUGAGAGCAAAAUGCCUACGAUGCAAGGCAAUUAUUGGACAUUGAAAAAGUUUUUGGCCACAGGCUUGCUUGAUGGGUACAAAGUGUUCUAUUACAGUUCUAUAGAGGAACAUGUCCUGCAUGGAGUGAUUAAGGAUGGUGGCAUCUCUUGCUUAUGUGGGUUGUGCCAGGGCUCAACAGUUAUUUCACCUUGUCAAUUUGAGAUUCAUGCUUGUAAUAAGAGCAGAAAUCCACAACAAUACAUACGUCUUGACAGCGGUAUGAGUUUGCAUAAUGUGUUACUUGCUUGCCAAAAUACUUCUGUUGAAGUUUUGAUAGAUACAAUUCAAACUAUUAUUGGCGAUCAGUCUGUUAAGAAAUCAACGCUUUGUAUGAUAUGCAAAGGCUCUUGCAUACCAGUAUCUUCUGAUCAAGAGAAGCAAUGUUGUGACUCAUGUGCUGAUGUAAAGAACUUGGAGAUAACUGCAACCCCUAUAAACACCCCUAAUGCUAGGCCUUCCACAAAAAAACGAGGUCGUCCAAAGUCCUCUACACCUGCAUCUUCAUGCAAAUCUUCGGCUUACAAAGUUAAAAAGAAGAUUAUGAAAAAGUCUCAGAAAGGAUCUAUAAAGUCUUCCUCUAGAAUCAUCUGUGUCUCUCCUCCGGUGGCGAAGAGUCUGGGAAAAAUAACAAAAAAAGAUUUGGGGAUGCAUAAGGUUGUUUUUGGUGAAGGAGGAUUGCCUAAUGGAACUGAAGUGGCAUAUUUUUCUCGUGGACAGAAAUUACUGGAGGGAUAUACAAUAGGCCAUGGAAUAUUUUGUCGUUGCUGCAGUUCUGAGAUUAGCGCCUCUCAGUUUGAAGCACAUGCAGGUUGGUCGACACGCAGAAAACCAUACCAGAACAUUUACACAUCAAAUGGGGUAUCUCUUCAUGAGUUCGCAAUAUCUAUACUACAAAAUGGUCGUAAUAAAGAAGAAGAGGAUAAUGAUAGCCUUUGCAUCUUUUGUGCUGAUGAUGGAAAUCUUUUGUUUUGUGAUGGUUGUCCAAGGGCCUUCCACAUGGAAUGUGCAUCCCUUUCUAGUGUUCCUACUGGUAAAUGGUUCUGUAACUAUUGCCAGAAUAUGUUUCAAAGAGAGAAGUAUGUGGGCCAUAAUGCAAAUGCUGUAGCAGCUGGCCGAGUUGCUGGAGAUGAUCCGAUUGAUCAAAUAACAAAGAGGUGCAUUCGCAUUGUGAAAACUGAAGAAGAAGCUGAGUCUGUUGCAUGCCUUUUAUGCAGAGGCUAUGACUUUAGCAAAACAGGAUUUGGACCCCGAACAGUCAUUGUUUGCGACCAGUGUGAAAAGGAAUAUCAUAUUGGGUGUUUGAAAGAGCAUGAAAUGGAUGAUCUAAAGGAAUUGCCAGAGGGAAAGUGGUUCUGCUCUAUUGAUUGUGAUAGGGUCCACUCGAUUCUACAAAAUUUCGCAUCACAUGGAGAAAAGAACAUUCCAGAUUCUCUUUUAGACAUCAUGAAGAAAAAGCAUGAGAAUGAAUCUCCAGAUGGUUUCACUAAUUUUGAUGUGAGAUGGAGGAUUCUUAGUGGAAAAGUUUCUUCUUCUGAAACUAAAUCACUGCUUUCAAAAAUUGUGACUAUCUUCCAUCAUUCCUUUGACCCAAUUGUUGAUGAAGCGACUGGUCGAGACUUUAUUCCAUCUAUGGUCUAUGGGCGGAGUUUUAGGGGCCAAGACUUCGGAGGAAUGUAUUGUGCACUCUUAACAGUCAACUCAACGAUUGUAUCUGUUGGAAUAUUCAGAGUUUUCGGCCAGGAAAUUGCUGAACUCCCCCUAGUUGCAACAAGUAAUGCCCAUCAAGGCAAGGGCUACUUCAAAGUUCUAUUCUCUUGCAUUGAGAAUCUGCUGUCAUCUUUGAAUGUAAAGAAAUUGGUUCUCCCUGCUGCUGCUGAAGCAAUGUCUAUAUGGACAGAGAAGUUUCAUUUCGAUAAAAUACCACCUCACCAAUUAGCUGAAUACAGGGAAAAGUGUUGGCCAAUGUUGACCUUCAAAGGAACAUCUAUGCUCCAUAAGUCGGUACCCUCACAUGGUCAGACGGCUGAAAAUGACGAUUUAACAAGCGGUUAGUGUGGAGUCUGGGUAAUUUUUUUAGGAGACCAUAUUUUGAUGGUGACUUUUUUUUUUGGAUAUUGUAAAGUAGUGAGUUGAAAGGUUUUAGGAGGGUUAAAAAAAUUUAGAUUUUGAAUUUCUUUUUUUUUUGUUUCAAUUUGACAUAGAUAGAUUUGAAUUUAUAAUCAAUUGGCAAGGGUUAAUAUUUUGGUGCUACAUUUACUGAUUACAUUUGCAUAGUAAGUCCCUAAGUUGUUGGGGCAAUGUUGAUUGAGCACAAUUGGUUUUUAUGUUAUUGACAGACCUUGUUUUA